AAGACAGGCACACCUAUAUAUCUGUAAUUUAUAUUUGGUUAGCAGAUAAUGGUCCAAGUUCAUUUCAUGCGAAGGAUCAUCCUAUCACCGGAGAGAUAUUUACCCAUAUGUAUUCGCUAAUUUACGGGCGUAUUGGAUAAUAUCAGCAUCACAAUCAUGUUGAAGGUUGUACCAUAUUUAGUGCAGAGAUCUUUUACAGUAAAAUGCAUUCUGUUUUUAUCCUGCGUCGGGUUGUUCUCACUGAUUAGCUUAUACGAGCCCGCGCAUCUUGUCCAACUGGUCAGCUCUGUGGCAGCGCCGCCUGAGGAUGAAGACUUUUCGGGUCUAGAAGCGGAUGACGCGAGAUUGAUCGAGUACAUCCGCCAGCACGUGAUCGUGCCUCCCUCCACCGAGCCCUACAAUUUGUACUAUGGUGUCAACCACGAUCCUUCCGACGGCCAGUCGAAAGUGGUCGACGAAUUGUUAAACCACAAGCGGAACGGCUUUUACGUCGAAAGUGGAGGCUACACGGGGGAAGUGGUGAGCAACACUCUAUUUUUCGAAAUCCAACGUAAUUGGACCGGGAUCUUGAUAGAGCCGAACCCGAGGAACUUUAAGAAAUUAUUGUCAAGAAAUCGGAAAGUUCACUCAGCUAAUGCGUGCAUUGGAGAGACUAAAGCAGCAGCCAAGCCUCGACGUCGAGAGUUCCGAGUACAAAGUCCUGCAGUCCAUCCCCUGGGACAAGCUCGAUAUCAAGACUUUAUCCGUGGAGUACCACCUCAUCCCAGAAGGGAAGCCUGCUCUGAUAGACCUCAUGAAGUCUAAAGGAUACAUACACUACAUGGAAUUCAACAGGCCUAAUUCACAUGACCUUAUCUUCGUCAAACCGGAAGUGUUGGAUAAUUCA
Molecule: messenger RNA, 886 nt
Organism: Hyalella azteca
Lineage: Eukaryota; Metazoa; Arthropoda; Malacostraca; Amphipoda; Hyalellidae
Exons: 5
Coding region: 157-804 (215 amino acids)
Source: RefSeq, a predicted model, not a curated record